Messenger RNA from Macaca mulatta (Rhesus monkey), 4558 nucleotides. It is a transcript of the gene AZIN1, whose product is annotated as antizyme inhibitor 1. Gene Ontology annotation, molecular function: ornithine decarboxylase activator activity; ornithine decarboxylase activity. Gene Ontology annotation, cellular component: cytoplasm. The record is from RefSeq and is a predicted model, not a curated record. Gene Ontology annotation, biological process: negative regulation of protein catabolic process; positive regulation of polyamine transmembrane transport. Lineage: Eukaryota; Metazoa; Chordata; Mammalia; Primates; Cercopithecidae.
UCUCCGGGCGGCAGCCGCGCUCCGCCCCGCUCGCGCGGCUGCCCGGCCGGCUGUGAUGUCACCAGGCCACGCCCCCUAAUAUAAAUACUGGCGUCGCUGGCGCCGCCUUCUCACACUCUCAGGCUCAGAUCGCGGCUGCAGCGUUUCUUUUUUUCCUUUUUUCUUCUGCCGUCGCCUCCUCUGCCUUGUCUCAUCCUUUCUCACUGUGCUGCUCUGCGGUGUUACGAGUCCGAAUCCUCUUCCCACCCAGACCGCGCCUUUCUUCUUUUGCCUGCGCUGUUCUAUUUCUCCUUCGGCUGCCGCCGCCACUGCUGCACAGCUGGUGUCGGUGCCGCGCUUUUACCCCCACGUCGUUCCCGCAGCCUAUGGCCCAGGCCGCCUUGGGUAUUUCUGCUCAAGGUAACCACAUCCCUCUUUAAAAAUUCCGCCGAAAAAGAGAAGACGCUUUACCCGACUCUUUGGGCCGUUAUCUCACGGCGAACUUUCUGACCAAGUAUACAACUACCCAGAGGGCCUAGGAGAAGUGCUGUAUAGAGAGCAGUUCGACUUCAACGCUGAGCCACCUUGGGAACCUAGCUGAUGAUAGGGGGGUUCCAUCUCCCAACUUGUCCAUGGAGGUCUUCACUUCAGAAAUCCAAGACUCAUAUUCAUCCAGCUUGGUGUCAAGUGGGCUGUUGCUGCCAGAAUUAUCUUGUGAUUAUUUGAGAGAUGUAUCAGUUUCUUCUGAAGUACAAUCAACUGUAGAAGCCUUUGUAGCAGUUUGUUGCAUAUUCUAAGGACCCAGACAUAGGCUUGGUGGCCCGUCUCUUGUCUUUCCUGGUUUAUGACUUUCGGCUUUGUGGAAUACGGCUGAGAUGAAAGGAUUUAUUGAUGAUGCAAACUACUCCGUUGGCCUGUUGGAUGAAGGAACAAACCUUGGAAAUGUUAUUGAUAACUAUGUUUAUGAACAUACCCUGACAGGGAAAAAUGCAUUUUUUGUGGGAGAUCUUGGAAAGAUUGUGAAGAAACACAGUCAAUGGCAGAAUGUAGUGGCUCAGAUAAAGCCAUUCUACACAGUGAAGUGCAACUCUGCUCCAGCUGUACUUGAGAUUUUGGCAGCUCUUGGAACUGGAUUUGCUUGUUCCAGUAAAAAUGAAAUGGCUUUAGUGCAAGAGUUGGGUGUAUCUCCAGAAAACAUUAUUUACAUAAGUCCUUGCAAGCAAGUGUCUCAGAUAAAGUAUGCAGCAAAAGUUGGAGUGAAUAUCAUGACAUGUGACAACGAAAUUGAAUUGAAGAAAAUUGCACGUAAUCACCCAAAUGCCAAGAUUGUUUUUCAUUAGGUUCACUUGAUUCAUCCGUCGCUGGAUUUGGGAGCACUGGCAACAUAAUCAACACACUUCCUACAAUCUUCAGGCUUCACAUGUGCUGAUGAUGAUGUAAACCAACUCUGCCCCAAUCAUCUCCCCUUCUCUUAGGGUUUUACUACAUAUUGCAACAGAAGAUAAUAUUGGAGGUGAAGAGGGUAACAUGAAGUUUGGCACUACCCUGAAGAACUGUAAGCAUCUCUUGGAAUGUGCUAAGGAACUUGAUGUCCAAAUAAUUGGGGUUAAAUUUCAUGUUUCGAGUGCUUGCAAAGAAUCUCAAGUAUACGUACAUGCUCUAUCUGAUGCUCGAUGUGUGUUUGACAUGGCUGGAGAAAUUGGCUUUACGAUGAACAUGUUAGACAUUGGUGGAGGAUUCACGGGAACUGAAUUUCAAUUAGAAGAGGUUAAUCAUGUUAUCAGCCCUCUGUUGGAUAUCUACUUUCCUGAAGGAUCUGGUGUUAAGAUAAUUUCAGAACCCGGAAGCUACUAUGUGUCUUCUGCAUUUACACUUGCAGUUAAUAUCAUAGCAAAGAAAGUUGUUGAAAAUGAUAAAUUUCCCUCUGGAGUAGAAAAAACCGGAAGUGAUGAACCAGCCUUCAUGUAUUAUAUGAAUGAUGGUGUUUAUGGUUCUUUUGCAAGUAAACUGUCUGAGGACUUAAAUACCAUUCCAGAGGUUCACAAGAAAUACAAGGAAGAUGAGCCUCUGUUUACAAGCAGCCUUUGGGGUCCAUCCUGUGAUGAGCUUGAUCAAAUUGUGGAAAGCUGUCUUCUUCCUGAGCUGAAUGUGGGAGAUUGGCUUAUCUUUGAUAACAUGGGAGCAGAUUCUUUCCAUGAACCUUCUGCUUUUAAUGAUUUUCAGAGGCCAGCCAUUUAUUACAUGAUGUCAUUCAGUGAUUGGUAUGAAAUGCAAGAUGCCGGAAUUACUUCAGACUCAAUGAUGAAGAACUUCUUCUUUGUGCCUUCUUGCAUUCAGCUGAGCCAAGAAGACAGCUUUUCCGCUGAAGCUUAAACAGGCAUUAACGCUUCUUUAGAUCUGAAGUUGCAGGUUAAGCUUGUCUGGUCAACAUUCCAGUGUGGAAAAAUAAUUUAAACAAUCUUAUUCUCUUAAUUCUUUUGGCAACAAAAACUAUUAGUAAUAGCUAUUUGGGACCAGACAAAAACAGCUUUCAUCUAUAAUUCAUUGGGGAUAAUGGGAGAUUUAGAUAAUGUGUCCAGAUUUAAACCUACCAGUUUGUCCUACCCCUUAAGCGUUUAAAAUAAAAUAUGCAACAAAAUGGAUGACUUAGUGGAGAUGGAAGCCCAUUAAUUGGGUUCCCCAUUAAAUCGUUUACAUACAAGAACACAGUUUUUAUACUAAGGAUUUGUGUUUAAAGUCUUGUAAAGUUCAUGUCUUUCACCCAGAUAUAUCAAAUGUUAGCGGAAGACCAGUGUGACUUCAUUAGAUAACGUUUAGUGUAUUUAGAAUGUGUAAAUUUGUGCUUUGAACUGUAGUUUAAUAAAUGUAAAAUUGCAUCAUAGUAUUUGUUGACCUAAUGUAACCCUUGUAUGAUUGCAAUAAAAUUUUGUGUAGAUUUUACUGUUCUUUCAGGCUAAAACUUUGGGAAAGGGGCUAGCUAGCAAAGGUAGUUUUGAAAUAGAUGUGUAUAUGGACUGUUUUGAAGGGUUUUUUUCUUUAUAGCCCAGUUAAGUUUUGUUUGGCUCAGUGCAUUUUUCAGUUAUUUAAUUAGUAAUUUAAGUAAAGUGUUUGGUAAAUCAUUGUGAAGUUCAGAUUCAUUAUGGAGAGUUGAUGUGCAGUAAGCAUGAUGUUUAACAAUUUUAACACCAAAAAUGUUAAUCCUGCAUAAAUCAAUUGUAAUAAUAAAUAGGUGUUUCUGUAUAGAUAGAAUGCAUAGAGUACCUUAGUAAAUCUUUGAAUCACAAUCUUUUGGCUGAAAUGGAAGAUUCUGUUAAAUACUUUGAAUAAACUUGGGGGGAGGGAAAUAAAAUUGCAGAAAACUGCAGAGCACUAAAACUUAAGAAGGGCUACAUCUUUAUCCAGAAACCUGUUGCUCUUUUGCACGGAAUGUUUAAAUUCAGAGUUGGGAUGGGGGUUGGGGUGAAGCACACUUACUAUCUUCAGUUGCAGUUAUUUCAAAUGUAGGAUUUUUUGUUGUUGGUUUGAACUGUCACCUUAGUUUCUUGUUAUUUCCAAUUUGUUCUGCUUAGUCAUUACUUUUGAUUCUUUUCUUACUAAAACUUUAUGGUGGUUGGGGGAAGGGAGUUAGCAUCACUAACCUGACAGUUGUUGCCAGGAAUUUGCUUUGUUUACUGCUAGUAUAUUAGAAAUCCUAGAUCUCAGAAUCACAAUAGUAAUAAACAACAGGGGUCAUUUUUUCCUAACUUACUCUAUGUUCAGGUGUGGAAUUUCUGUCUCCCAAGAGGAAAUGUGACUUCACUUUGGUGCCAAUGGACAGAAAAUUCUACCUGUGCUACAUAGAAGUUUGGAAUGCACUUAAUAGCUGGUUUUUACACCUUGAUUUCGAGGUGAAAAGAAAUUGAUCAUGAAUCUCUAAUAAAUUUAAAUCUCUUGAACCAGUAGGUGCUUAAUAUUUUUUUGAUUUGAUUAAUGCCCAUUUGACUCUCAUGGGUUCUAUUAAAAAUAUGUAUAGGACCCCAAUCCAUUGCCAUCAAAUUGCCCUUGGACUUUUUCAAGGUAUAUUAUGGGGUUUUAUGCAAAAUUCCAAGCUACCAUGUAACUUUUUUUUAACCGUUUAACAAGGAGGGGGGACUGCUUCCUACCUUCUUUACAUGUUGUGCAUUGUUGUGGUCCAGAAAUGCCAAACCUUUUAAAGAUGGUGCAACUUUGAGUCCUCGGCCUGACUAUACAGGCCUUGAACUUCAUGGCAUAUCAACUUUGCCAUAUCUGCAGGAGAGCUGUUCUAUAUGAAACAGUUCAGAGUUGCAAAUAUCACAUGUGAAUGAUAUGGUAACUUUUAAGAAAUGUCUGUAUUGUAUUUGAAGACUGUUUGCCAUAAAUCUGAAAUUUGAACCUAUGUAUUUCAAUUUGGUAUGCUAAAAAGUUCUGAAUUAAUGUAAAUUUUUUUGUUAUAAUAUUGUAAUCUCAGUUCAAAAGUUAACUGAAAAUAUAAAGCCCAGUGAUUUCUAUAUAGUAAAUUGAACUGUAAAGGUAACUUGUGUGUGAUUCUGAAUACAUAGAUAAAUGUUUUUAUUCCUCA